AGUGGGAAGUGGUUUGUGGGUUUUUUGUCUAAUUCCUGUUCCCGGGUUCUGCUGGACACGAACCCGAUUUUUUUGCUUGAUAAAACAAGUUGGUUGGGGGGGGGCACGGGGGCAUUUGUGUGUGCGACAACCAGGAUGUGUGUGUGUGAUCUUGACAAUCUCUCGCUCCACCCCAGCAGGCGGGGGGGCAUCUGGGCCUGGCGCUGCAUUUCUUCCAUCCAUGUUCUGCUCAAAUCAGCUCCAUUUCGCAAGCGAGCUGGGGAUUUCUGUAAACGGGGGCAUGUGUCACACACACGCCACAACCACACGGACACACACCGAAACACACACAUUCCAAGGCCAGAAGGUAUCUUGUGACCUUCCAGCCUGGCCUGAUACAACAGGCCAGAGAAAGUCUCCACUCUGCUCCCAGAGCUGGGGAGAGAACCCAGGCGUCCUGGCUCCCCGGCUCCCCCCCCAACCACUAGACCCCACUUCCCUCGCAGAGCUGGGGUGAGAACCCAGGCGUCCUGGCUCCCCGGCUCCCCCCCCCAACCACUAGACCCCAUUUCCCUCACAGAGCUGGGGAGAGAACCCAGGCGUCCUGGCACCCAGUCCCCUCAUUCUAACCACUCCUAUUCUGGUGCUGUAACAGGGCAUCACCCCAGGAUUCUGCACCCCAUAAAAGCCCGUGGGGCGCCCCAGCUGGGCCAGAGCCAUGUUCUGGGGGGGGACACACACCCUCCUUCCAUGGCGGCCUGGCCCCAGGGGCGGGAGCAGGGCUGGAAAGCCCCGGCCAUCUGGCUCCUCGCGGGCCCUCAGAAAGCCCCAGUAGAAGAGCUGUUAUCCUCCACUGGCAUUGGCCACAAGGGGGCGACAUGACGCAGGGUCACUGCCCCACACAGGACCAUCCACCCCCCUCCCCCAAACCCUGUGGCAGCCCCCACAGGGUAACCCCCAGCUGUCCCUCCCCAGGCAGACCCCCCCAGCUGUUCCCCCCCAACCCAUUUCCUGCCGAUGCUCUAACUACCCCGCCUCCCUCUGGGAGCCCCCCAAGGGAACAACCCAACCAGACCCCCCGCCCCAGGGGGACCCCCCCAGGACCCCCUGCUGUUUCUCCCCCAGAUACCGCCUACCCAUCUCCCCUAAGAGCCCCCACGAGGUAACCCCCCAGCCCCUCCCAGUGGGGACCCCCAGCACCCCCGAUGUUUAUCCCCCAGAUUACCCCCCCCCCGGCUCUAGCCCACCUCCCCGAAGAGCCCCCGCCCCACUCCUGAGAUCCCGGGCCCAGCCCCGCAGCCGGAGGGAGGGGGGGGAAGGGGUGUGUCCCAGGCGUGGACGAGGUGUGGGGGGGGAGGUUCUUAAGGCGGCCCCGGCGGGGGACGGCAGCACACAUCAGCCAGAGGCAGGACGGGGCGACGGCGCCGGGGUCGCAGGUUCGAGCUCCGAAGCCAUGGAGUCUGUGUGGGGCUGCAUCCUGCUGGGGGCGCUGCUGAGCCAAGCGGCUGCCCUGCGAUGUUAUUCUUGUGAUGGGGACCGGAGCUGCCAGGAGAUGGAGGACUGUGGGGAGCAGCAGGGACAGUGUCGCACAACUGCCCUCACCAUGAUCUCCCGCUCCGGGGUCUCCGAUCGGAUCCAGAAGGGCUGCGACGUGCAGGGGAAACCCAACAACUCCAUCUCCUUCGUCUCCCACGGGCAGAUUGUGAUGCUGGCGGAAGAGCACUGCGCUACCGACCUCUGCAACCAGGGGGUGCCCAAGGGUCAGUCCAUGGAGCCGGCGGGGUCCUUCCCCUCCAGUCUGUUCGCCCUCCCCCGGGGGGUCCCGUUGUCCCCUGCUCACCCCGCCUCUCUCCCCCCCACAGCCCUGAGCUCCUUCCCCUCCAACGCCAGCCUGGAUUGCCUCUCCUGCUCCUCCUCCGACCACUCCUGCUCCAGCCCCUCCUUGAUGCGGAUCCGGUGCCUGGACCCCCGGGAGCAGUGCGUGGACAUCACAGCCAUCUCCAUGCCCGAUGAGUUUCCCCAGGACGAGCGGCGCAUCAAAGGCUGCGGGCAGAUCUCUCGGUGCCAGGAGCCCCUGGGCUUCCACAACCAGGACAGCUUCUACCUGCUGCAAUGCUGCAACUCCAGCCUGUGCAAUAAUGAUGCCCACGAUUACCAGGAAUCCCCCCUGCCCCUGAACGGAGUCACCUGCUUUGCCUGCGAAGGGAACUCCAGCCAUGGCUGCACCCCAGAAAACAUCACCCGGUUGCAGUGCCAGGGGCCCAUGACCCACUGCAUGGAGGCUGUGGGGAGCCAUGCGCUGAGGGGGCCGGGCGCCAUGCUGAAGGGCUGUGCCACCCCGGCCUGGUGCGAUGCCCCCUACACCUCCAUCUACAAGCGCCUGGCCGGGGUGCAGGCCCGCUGCUGCCAGGGCAACUUCUGCAACAGCCGGAUCCAGGCGGGCGCCCUCCCCCCGGCCAGGAGGAGCCGGGCCGGCCGCAGGCUCGGGGCCCAGCCAGCCCUGCUCUACGGCGCUGCCCUCCUGGCCCUGCUCGUCCUGCUGCCCCGCAGCUCCUGAUGCCCCGCGGGGAGACCGAGAGCGGGGCAGCUGGGAGCCAGGACUCCUGGGUCCUCUCCCCAGCUCGGGGAGGGGAGGGGGGAUCUCGUGGUUCGAGCAGGGUGGGCUGGCAGUCCAAUGAAUCUGUUCUCCCCACGCACACGCUGCGUGAGCCACCCCUGUUCCCCUGGGAUACCUCCAUGGAUUUGAAGGUUCAUAAUUUAUUUUCCCAUUAGGCUAAGGCCUGUCCGACUCAGUCCAUCCGCUGGGGUCCCUCCCCAGCCCCUCACCCCUCUGCUGGCAGCUGACAGGCUGUGACCCUGUUUUAUUAUUAUGAUGAUGGUUAUUUUAUUCUAAUUUAUGGUGCUUUUGUUAUUUCAUUAAUAAACUUUAUUUUAUUGUAA
Caretta caretta (loggerhead turtle) is the source of this 2919-nucleotide messenger RNA. The record is from RefSeq and is a predicted model, not a curated record. Lineage: Eukaryota; Metazoa; Chordata; Testudines; Cheloniidae.